This is a messenger RNA of Nanorana parkeri, 5340 nucleotides long. Its product is annotated as probable ATP-dependent RNA helicase DDX60-like. Gene Ontology annotation, cellular component: cytoplasm. Bases 1 to 5340 code for a protein of 1779 amino acids. Lineage: Eukaryota; Metazoa; Chordata; Amphibia; Anura; Dicroglossidae. The record is from RefSeq and is a predicted model, not a curated record. Gene Ontology annotation, molecular function: nucleic acid binding; ATP binding. The transcript has 38 exons.
AUGAAGAAGCCUAUUACCUUUUCUGAUGUAGUAGUCAAGAAUCUCACACAACAACUCUUAAAGUCAACAUUUGUGAGUUUACUGAAUGACUACGUGGAGUCUGAGUUCUUUGUCAUUGAUGGAGACUCCUUGCUAAUUACUUGUGCUAUGAAUAGUUCCUUGUCACCAGGAGAGAGCUUACACUUGUUUUUCUUGGUAGAACAGUUUUUGUUCAAUUUAACAAGCAGGCAAGGCAGAUAUGUCAUUGUGUUUUUCGAGGACUUUAAGCACUUCUUUUUUCCGUAUCCCCUUUUGAGAUGCUGGCGCACACAGCUUAUACUGCACCUUCAGAAAAAUACCAAUAUUGACGUAUACACAUUUUCAAGCUUUCUGUGUGAAGAGUGGAAAACAUUUCUAAAAAACCAGGCUCCAUACUUCUUCAUGGUUUCUGAUGAAGGAUUGGACAAACAUCAAACUCUUUUUUUGAAUAUGUUACUACUUCAUGCUCUUGGAAAUCAGAUUGACGUUGUGCUUACUGAUGCACAGGAGUCUGAUCACCUCAGAGUCUACGGAUACUACAUGAAAUCAAAUAUUCUAAUUAAAAAAUUCGUACAAGAGAAUGCCAUCAAAUUUGAGGAGACACUUCAGGAAAAAAUUACAGCUUUCCAAAAGCACACCGAGUCAGACCAAAGUUCUCUACUUCAGGAGAUUGCAGGGGAAAAACAGUGGAGGCUCCAGUCAGUGAGGCCCAGCCGCUGCUCUCAGGUGUUCACCGGCAUGAAGGACAUCCGUCGGCGAAGAGGAGCAUUGCCUCACUGCUACUCCGGUGGGCGGUGCUCUGAGUGGGAUUCUCUGGGCAGUCGACGGCCACCUACAUUAGGACCCACCUGGAGCUCCGCCCACAGCAGCGACGCUCCUUCGCUCAGCCUGCCCAGAGGGCCCCUCCACGGAACGUUGAAGGCCAUUAAAAAUGGCAAUUUUAGUAACAAUUUUAAAGCUUUUGGACCAGAAAUAGCAGUGCAGCAAUACAUUUCUCUUCUAUCUACAAUUAUGAAAGAGAAUUGUGAUGUACGAUUUGCAACUUGUGUUUUUUCAUGCUCCUUGGCACUGAAUAUACACGCAAGGACUGAAAACUCCCAGCAUCAGAAUGAUAAUGAUCCACGCUUGACCCUGGAGGAAGCAGCUGACCUGUGUAGAAUACAGUGCCUUUCUGUAGCAAUGAGAAUCAUUUUGCCACUUUGCCAGAGAGCGAAGUUAAGGAGAAUAAAAGGAAAAUGGAACAGAGACUCUCUCGUAUUUUUACGCUUGCAAAAAAGCUGUGAUCAUAUGGCCUUAGAUCUAAUGAGAGAGCAUUGCAAAAAGACAGAGAUAAACUGGACUCAUGUUUCUGAUAUAAGUGAUGAUUUACUGCUGAAGAACAUUGCAUAUUACUGUGAAAAAGAAUACAAUGCAGAUCUGAAGUUGGAAUUAGGGGAACAAAUAAAUGAAAUGUAUAAACAUCUAUGGAGCAGCAUAUUGAAAUUAUUUCCACAAGGAGAACAUUUUCUGUCCUAUGAGCUAAGAACAACAGUGAAACCUUUUCUGACACCGGAGUCAUCUGUGAAUAUGGAAGACGAGGAAAUUCUACCUACAGGGUUGUUACCUAUGCGAAGUGAUAUCAUUGAAGAAUUUGCUGGAGAUGCUAUGAAGGAACUACCAAUUUUAAACAGCGAUGAUCCUGUUUUUUCUUCACUGUUAAGAAAAGAAACAUGUGAUGAACUUAGGCGUUGGCAUUUAGGUCGGCCACUUAGCGAUGACUAUGACAGGACAAAGAAUAAUCAGCAAGACUUGCUAAAAGACAAAAAAGCAUUAAGAGGUUACCAAAAGUACCAGGCAUACAACUAUCGAUAUGGUCAGACGUUAGGGGUGAAAAAACUGAAAAAAAUCAUAGUGCAGAAUGAUCAACCAGAAGAGAAAAAGAGUGCUUACAAAGCUCCUGCGACUAAGAAAAAACCUCUUGUGAAAAAGAAGGAUCAAAUAAUAGAGGAGAAUAUAAGAAAGAGCAAGGCCGUUGAAGAAAACAAAGAGCAACAACAAUGGAAAACCUUGACCUCAUCUUUGAAAAAAGGACUCAGGGAAAAUUUCUGCUCUGGAAUAUCACAGUUGGAAAAAUCAAUCAAUUUUCUGCAGACAUGUACCGUCAGAUAUCAGGCACAGAUGGAGGCAUUAACCAUGUGUUAUGAAAUAUGGCUUCAACACUGCAAAACUGUGUCUGAAGGCCAGAGAGAUAUGAAUAUUGCAGUGCAAAUUAUGAAGAUUAUACAGUCUAUCAUGGCUAAUCACAAAGAUAUGUUACAACGCGCAGAUAAGGACAAAAUAGCUGCUUAUCUUAGCCUACUAGGUUUUGAGAACCUGUCCUGUUCAUUGAAGGGAUCUGAGGUACAGAGCACAGAAGAUAAAAAAAAAGGUUAUGGAGUUGGAGUUGCUUCGGCUCGUUUUCAAAUGAAAUACAUGGGACCAUACUUGAUGAGAGAUGAGAGGAAAGACCGUGACCCGAGAGUGCAGCAUUUCAUACCAGAUACAUGGCAGAGGGAACUCCUUGAUGUGGUUGACAAUUAUGAAUCUGCUGUAAUAGUGGCUCCCACCUCAUCAGGAAAAACCUAUGCCUCUUACUACUGCAUGGAGAAGGUGCUGAAACAAAGCAAUGAAUCAGUUGUGGUUUAUGUUGCUCCUACUAAGGCUCUUAUAAACCAGGUUGUAGCCACUGUAACAUCUCAGUUCAACAAAGAUCUUCCUUCUGGAAUGACGCUAUGUGGGGUUUUUAUACGGGAUUAUCGAUAUGAUGCAUUGAAUUGUCAGGUGCUGGUGACAAUUCCACAAUGUUUGGAAAUUCUUCUGCUAUCUCCCCAUCGGCAGGAUUGGGUGAAAAAAAUCAAAUAUGUAAUAUUUGAUGAGGUACACUGCAUGGGAGGAGAAAUUGGCGCAGAAGUCUGGGAGCACCUACUAGUCAUGAUUCGCUGUCCAUUCUUGGCUUUAUCUGCCACAAUUAGUAACCCAGAGCACCUCACCGAGUGGCUUCGAUCGGUCAAAAAAUACUGGCAGCAAAAUGAUGAAAGAGAAUCUAGUCUUGUGACAAAUCCACCACAAAAGGAAAGACAGAAUAAACCGCUAAAACCAGAAAAGAAGUCAUACAGAGUUCGACUAGUCUGUUAUGACAGGAGAUAUAACGACUUGGAGACAAACAUUUGUUCUGUUGAAAAUUCUAAGGUUACAUUUGACCAUUAUCAUCCAUUUGCCGCCUUAACCAUAGAUCAUGUGAAAAACUAUGGAAUCCCAAAAGAUCUUACAUGUUCUCCUCGGGAAUGCAUACAGCUAUAUGACACCAUGGUGAAAGUACGGCCAACAUGUGCAAAUAUGAAGACUUUAGAUCCAAAAGAGAAUAUACACCUGAAGGACAAUAUAUUAAUUACCAAGGAUGAUGUAAGAAAAUAUCAGGAGGCCCUUAAGAGUGAAUUAGUUGACUGGAUUGAACAAGGACAUUGUGCACAGGUUUCAGAGGUACUGGAGACCCUUAAACCAAAUGAACCAACUGAAGAGCUGGACACCAAAGAAUAUUUUCCGCAGCUUGUUGAAGAACUAAACAAAAUCUGCAAACUACCUGCUCUGUUUUUUGCAUUUAAUAAGUCUAUGGUGGAAGGACUGGCAGAACGGUUGUAUUGUCAUUUAAGAGACCUGCAGAAAACGAAACAGACUCCUCAGGAUGAGAAAGAAAUUAGCAAACUACAAGAUAAAGCAGCCAAACUAGAAAAAACCAUACAGAUCAACUCAAGAAAUCAGGAGUCUCAGGUCCUCAAACAGGCUAAUUACAAUAGUUUAAUGCAGAAAAUUAAGAAGCUCCAAGAAAUACCCCCAGACUGUACCUAUGCUGAUGAAAAGAGUGUGGAUAACAAGGUAAGGCAACAUAAAAUAGAAUACUCAAGUCAUACUAGAUUCAAGAAACUUAUACCGCUCUCUAAGAGAGGCAUUGGUUACCAUCAUGAAGCAGUUGAUACUAGAGGAAGAAAUUUUUUGGAAAUGCUGUUCAGAAUGGGAUACGUUAGAGUUGUAACUGCUACUGGCUCACUUUCCCUGGGAAUCAACAUGCCAUGUAAAUCUGUGGUUUUCCUGCAUGAUUCAAUUUUCCUGGAUGCACUAAACUAUAGACAGAUGAUAGGACGUGCUGGAAGACGAGGACUGGAUCUAGAGGGAAGUGUGUAUUUCUUCAACAUUCCAGUACCAAAAGUGAAAAAACUUAUGAAGUCCAAUGUUCCAGAGCUAAGAGGCCAGUUUCCUCUGAGCAUUUCUCUUGUACUAAGACUCAUGCUUCUGGCAGCCAAAGCAGAUGGCAAAGAGGAUGCUAAAGCAAAAGUGCUAUCAGUUUUAAAGCAUUCCCUUAUGACGUUCAAACAUCAAACUGAAGCACAAAUGUUAAAGCUUUACUGUAUAUUCUCACUGCAGUUCCUGCUAUCCAAGGAAUACCUGGAUCAAGACUUUCAUCCUACAGAAUUUACAGGACUUGUUACCCAGCUACAUGAUCAUGAGCCAUCCAAUUUUGUAUUUGUCUCCUUCCUUGAAAAAGGUCUCUUUCAUCAGCUGUGCAAGCCACUACCUGGAGACACUACAAAAUUUCCAGACACUGUAAUGGAAUUGUUGGUUCUGAUACUGGCAAACUUAUUUGCAAGAUCAUAUUUGGCACCAAGCAGGCGUUCACCUGAGGAUGCAUUUAAUCAGUCAAAGGUCUGUCUAGAAGAGCUACCUAAAGACUUUGCUGAUGCUGUUAAGGAAUAUAACAGGAACGUUGCGACAAUCUUUGGUCACUGCAUUCUUACAGCCUCCAAGCUGGUAGACAUGGACAAAGAAUACCAGCUACCUCUCGCACAAAUCAGCUUUUCAGGCAAGGAGUGCAUGGACUCAGGACUGGUGGAUCAUCUGAUGUCAAACUCAGAAGGAAGAAGUGGCAUAUCCCCAUUUGCAUGUCUGUCUGGAAAUACAGAUCAUGACUUGAUGAAAAUGACAAACGUUAGCAGUCUAAUGUUGCAAACCGCUCAAAUACCUGAAAAGUAUAUUCCUUUAUACCAUCUUACUUUUAAAGACAUUUGUGGAAGAAAAAUCUUUCUCAACUCGUAUGCCUUGGAUUUUUACAAACAUGGUUCCUUGGGACCCCUUAAAACUAACAAUGGGCUUGACAAGGGUGAUGCAUAUGACAAGCUGAAAGAUUUCACGCAUACCAUUGCAUCCAUUAGUGUAUCCAUGAAAGAAUUGUGCGAAGAUGAAAAUGACCCAGUUGUUUUGGCAUUUGCUCAGCUGCAUACCAUAUAUUCUGAGAAAUUUAGUGCAGUGUAG